This is a messenger RNA of Oncorhynchus kisutch (coho salmon), 1636 nucleotides long. RefSeq names its product E3 ubiquitin/ISG15 ligase TRIM25-like. The record is from RefSeq and is a predicted model, not a curated record. Gene Ontology annotation, molecular function: zinc ion binding. NCBI's taxonomy places the organism in Eukaryota, Metazoa, Chordata, Actinopteri, Salmoniformes, Salmonidae. The transcript has 4 exons. The coding region runs from base 125 to 970 and encodes 281 amino acids.
GGGAUUAGCCGGUUUCUACACACACUGACAGCACUACACCCAACGAAGGCCACACUGUGACAGACCUGGGACACAAUCAGGUGCCUUUUCCCUUUUUGUGUUCGAGGUGAAAAAAUCGGUUGCCAUGGCGUCCCUGGAGGAAGAGUUGACCUGUUCGUUGUGCCGUGACGUCUUCAGCCAGGCCCAGUCCCUGCUGUGUGGCCACAGUUUCUGCCCGGCCUGCGUACGGGACACCUGGGGGCACAGGAAGGCUGGGGUCAGGGGUCGCUUCACCUGCGCACAGUGCCAGGAGGAACAAGGGGCAGUGGCGUGUGACUGCUGCCCACCUGUGGGGGACAAGGACGAGGCGGAGACCACCGUGGCGGUGAAGACCUGCCUGCGCUGUGAGGUGUCUCUGUGUGCAGAGCACCUGCGGCCCCACCUGGAGCGGCCCGCCUUUAAGACACACCUGCUGGUGGAACCCCUGGGAGAUCUGUCUCACCGCAGGUGUCCCGCCCACAAGGAGAUGUUCCUCUACUACUGUGCAGACGAGCGGGUGUACGUGUGUUCAGAGUGCCUAUUGGAAGGUGGCCAUGCACAGCACCGCAUUAAAGGACUGAGGAAGGUGGAGGAGGACGUCAAGGUCCUCCUCAAGGGCCUUCUCCAGAAAGCAGAUGAAAAGCUGAAUGAAGGUGAACGGAUCCUCCAAGAGUACCAGAACACUGACCUCACUAUAACAGACAUGUCUGUGGCAAAUGACUCCCAGGUGGAACGUAUGGGUGUAGAUCUGCAGCUGCAGGUGGAGAGGCUAGUGCUGGCCCUGAGGGAGAGCACCUUGAGGGAGAGGCAGAAGGUCAUGGAGCGCCUGCAGAACGACUGCAGCAGGGUGAGGGUGGAACUGAGUAAGACCCAGGACAUUCACCACUACCUGGCAUCCUUGCUGGAGGAGUCAGACCCCUUCCUGCUCAUCUGGGUGAGAUGUUUAUUAUGAACCCUUUUACCGGGUACCAAGAUGACUAGAGAGAGGAGAGGGUUUGAAGGAGCCAAUUGGAAUCUGGGGAUGAUUUGGAUACCAUGGAAGUAAGAGCAAACAGGUUGGAUAUUCCGCCAGGGUAGUGGAGUUUACAGCCUACUUUUGGGACAAGUGCCAUUGUGUCAUUAGUGACCACGCAAGAGUUAGGACCAUAGUUUUGCAAUAAAACAAUAGAUAUCCAACUUCACAGUAACCAUUUCAGGCAGUUAAUGUCUGUGCGUUAGACACAACCUUUGAGUAUCCUCAAACAAACAGAAUUGAUCAAAGCCAUCCUCUCAAAUCAUUUGAUGGCAUAGGUCACAAUUCUGGUAAUCAUUCUGAAUCUGAACAUUCACUUCUGUACUGUACUGCAAUGUUUUAACCACCUAUUUACUUACAAGGCAGCAUAUGUUGUACACUGCAUAGCGGAGGAUUUCAACUAAUCUGUUUACCUCCUUGUCCAUCUGGGGGUGAUUCACGGUGCCAUUCAUGCACGAUUUGUACUGUGGCAAUGAAGGCUUUCUGCUUUUAUUGAUUAGCCGUCAAUCAAUACCUCUUUUUUUUUUAAAGAUAGUACAUUUGAAUAACUUUAUUAACAGUUUGGUGUUAUUGUCUUACAACCAUGAAUAACGGUGAAUUACUGUG